Messenger RNA from Vespa crabro (European hornet), 1244 nucleotides. RefSeq names its product RNA exonuclease 4. The coding region runs from base 31 to 966 and encodes 311 amino acids. Gene Ontology annotation, cellular component: nucleus. The record is from RefSeq and is a predicted model, not a curated record. Lineage: Eukaryota; Metazoa; Arthropoda; Insecta; Hymenoptera; Vespidae. Gene Ontology annotation, biological process: rRNA processing. Gene Ontology annotation, molecular function: 3'-5' exonuclease activity; nucleic acid binding. The transcript is spliced from 4 exons.
GUAAAAGAUACGUAGAGGUGAUUUAACGUCAUGAUCACUUUUAUACUUAUUCUAGUGAUUCUUCUAAUUAUCGAUGCGUUAUUCAUGAAUAGUAAACUGAAAAUUUUCACUAAUUUGGAUUUUAAUCAGCUUGUGUCAACGAAAAAAAAGAAUCAAAAUAUGGCAGAUCAGGAUACGUUAUGUAAAAGGGACAAAUUUAAUGGGAGAAGACUAGAAGAGAGUGGGACUUGCAUAAAACCGAUUACUAAACGUUCUGAAUCUGGUUGUAAUUGGGAGACAUAUAAGGAUGUAGUAUAUAAGGAAGAAUCAAGUUAUGACAAAAAGAAAAAUAACCCAGCAAAGAAAUUUUCAAAUAGAUGUCAAAAAUCCAAAAAAUCAAAUAAUGUUCCACUGCUUGAAACGGGCAAUACAAUGAAUCAGGAUAAGAAUCAUACUAUGGAUGAGAAUAAGAAAAAAAUAACGAAAUUGGUCGCUAUGGAUUGCGAAAUGGUUGGAAUUGGUGAUGGGAGUGAAAGUAUGAUUGCCAGGGUAUCUAUCGUAAAUAAAUUUGGUUAUUGCCUUUAUGAUAAAUAUGUUAAGCCGAGAGAAAAAGUGCAAGACUAUAGAACAGCCGUUAGUGGUAUUUAUCCGCAUCAUUUAAAGAAUGGAGAAGAAUUUUUUAUUGUACAAAAAGAAGUAGCAGAUAUAUUAAGAGGACGAAUUCUUGUUGGUCAUGCUUUAAAGAAUGAUUUGGCUGUACUAUUCUUAUCGCAUCCGUGGAAAAAUUUAAGGGACACAUCUAGAUAUAAACCUUUUAAGCAAAUUACAAAAGCAAAUACUCCUAGUUUAAAAAGAUUAGCAUUGGAAUUGCUAGGAAUAGAAAUACAAGUAGGUGAACACAAUUCAGUUGAAGAUGCAAGAGUGGCUAUGCAAUUGUAUAUGCAAUAUAAAGCUAAAUGGGAAUCCGAAAUCUACUCAAAAAGAUAAAAUACCUACUUACCGCUUUAUACAAAGAUGAUCAUUAUCCUCCAUUCGAUAGUACGUUUAAUAUACAUAAUUCAAAAUGUGCAUUUAUUUUUAUCAAGAAAUAAUAACACAGAUUCAUAAUGAUACGUAAAAAUGGUUCGGAAUAUGCGAUAUCGUGUGUGGUUUCUAUAUAUUUUUUUAUCGUAGAACACAAUUUCAAUCUAUGGUUAAGACCAUCCAGCCUUACUUUAUUGUCAAAGUAAAAAAGAUUUAUUUGUGAAUAAAAUAAUACGAAAUUA